AGUAGUCCUGUUUAUUUUUUACAGUAGUCCUAAAACUGUUUGAACGGAACAUGUUGUGAAAAGAACUCAAGUGCUCAUGGCUCUAUUGUUAUACGACAAGCAAAUAAAGUGCAGACAGACCGAAGAUGUCGUCGUCACCUAAAGCAGCGGGUACGUCAUCAGGAGGUCAGAACACUUGUCAACAGCUCGUACCCAGCAUGUACCCGACGUGCUUUCCUCCGUGGCCCAUGAUGCCGACAACAACUUCAGGAGGGCCAGUUGCAACUUGGCCUCCUCCGCCGUUCUCGGCUAUAAGCCCAUGGGUAAAUCCUCAUAUGCAGGGUUUGCAAGUGCAGCCUAAGUCUCAACCUGACCACUAUACAGUUGACUCCAUGCGUCGUAUCUACAGCAACGAAGAUGCAAGCAUUGAAAUUGAGCGGGUCAAAGUGCAGAGGCGCCAGCAAACUGUCCAGAUGCAUCCUGAGUCUCCGGUAUUGGCUUUCCAGUAUUUCCCACAACAUUUUCCCCAGAUGAUGGGAAGUACAACCGGAAUAUUCCCUGGUUUUGAGCCAGUUCCGGUUCCGAUAAUUCGGCCGCCGCCUCGGAAACACCGAAAGAACCAGUUAAGUAAGCAAUUGGUACCUUCACAGGCUGUUGUCCCUACCUCAUUCCCUCAACCAGGCUAUCCUUAUCCUGCACCUUAUUUCCCAUGCAUACCGUGCCCGUAUCCUUACCCAUAUCCAUAUUUUGGUUAUCCUGCUCUUCAAACCCAUUCCACUCCUGAACCAUCAACGUCCGUGAGUGUCAGUGACACAAAGAAAAUUCAAAACGACUCAAUUCAGAAACGAUCACUUCCUGCUCACCCUUCUACAAAACGACUUGAAUCCGGUACUCCGCGAGUUGUGAGUGAUUCGAUUUCAACAAACGCAGACCGCCCAGUAUCGCCGAAUGCCCCGUCCCAAGUAUCAGUGACAAAUGAGUCUCUCAGUACUGACAUUGCGCCUUCCGACAGCGUUUCGAUGGUAGGUUAUAAAAAGGGUAACGAUAGAAAAGUGCAGGACAUGGACAAGGACUCUAACUGGAUGCUUGAAAUGCAAAAGCAUUUGGCCAGCAUAGACGCCUUGUCGGAAGAUGGCGAUCGCUCGUCUUUUACCACCGCGCAUUCGGAAGCGCCAACCCCACCAGUUCGAAGACAGCGUUUCAAGAAAAGUUUGAAACAGGUAAGCAUAGAUGACAUUAGUGAAACCACAAUCGACACAUCCAUCCCAGAAAAAUCAAGUACCAACCUUAAAACCGCUUUCGUGGAUCUGGAGACUUCGGUGGAUGCCUUCCGAACAGAGGUUUCUUCCGAAGUGAAUGUAGUGCCUGCAGCACUACCGCCAAUCGACCCCAAAACAAAACCCGAAGAUGAAGUGGGAAGGAGCUCUAGUGUGGUUUCAUAUCAUUCAGCAAGGAACGUUCCUGACGUUAUUGACGAUAUGAGAGAUACAACUGAAAGUUUGAUCGCUACUGACGGUCAGCUUGGAGGCGGGGAAGAUGGAGUGUCACUCGCACACAAUGAUGAGAAGGAUGAUCACGAGAGUUCUGACUGCCGUCAGUGGGUGCUACUGAAGCAAGAAGAAGUUCCUGACGUGACAAGCGUUUGGCUCACCGACGUCAGCGUGUGGCGAGCGCGACUGGUUGUAUCACUCGACCGUGGUCAGGGUUUGGACCAGCAUGAUUGGGCCACCUUCCACCUGCUUAUUCAACAUCCGCUUCCCCUGCACCUCAAACUAUCUCUGCUACACGCUCCUCGAAUCUGUGCAGCCAAUACCGACAUCGGCGCCGCGCAGGUUCGAGCGGCGCUCCUGCAGUUGGCGCGGCACGCGCAGGUGCUGCUGCAGCGAGAGGAUUUGCGACCUCUUGGCUGGCGGACCAUCGUGGCCCACGGCAACCAGCCCUGGGUGCCUGUCAAGGGAGGUCUCGAGAUUUUACGAUUACUUGGUUUCCGUCAGCGUGAAGAUGGAAUUUUGAAGUACUCUCGAAGAUUGUCACUCGACGCGUCUCACCUUGCAAGACUCACGCUAGAUUUGCUGUUGUUCGCCGAUGAGCUCAGACUUUACCUCACAGGAGGUCAUCUGCACCCCACGAACAUAUCUGACCUCUUCUGCCCCAUGACCUCCUUGCCUGCAUCUCCCCAACUAUUGGGCCUUCGUAUGAACCCAGGCCCGACAUCUGAGCAUGAUUCAUCGACAGACAUGAAAUCAGCAGAAACUACACCGGUUUUGGCUAGAAAAGAUAAUUAUGAAGAGUUGAAUGAUCUGAAUGCUAAGGAGCAUUCGGGGAAAGUUAGCUAUAAUGACCAGCUCAUUCAACGAACUUCGUCUGAGGAAGAAGUUACUUUGCACGAAAAUGAUAUAAGCAAAGACAUCCCAAACCAUGAAGACAAAAACGAAGAUGCCACAUCUAAAACCGAUCAAAGAUUAUCAGCUGCUUCAUCACAUGAUGGCGUGUCCACAGUCGCGUCCGAUGCAGUGUCUAUUAGCACAGACAUGGCGAGCCUACCCGAGCUUCAAACGGCGUCUAGAACUUCUUCUAGAGUGGGAAACUUUGAAAAUAAACCAAAUUUCACUGCUGGCUCUCAAACACUUCCAUUGAAAUCAGACGGAGAUGGGAUCAAGGAAUCUAAUCCCCCUCGUGUCAAGAGGGACGACCAUAUUUAUGAAGAAAUUGGGGAUAUUCGAGCGCAAGUUCAGAAAUUGCGUACUAGUGUUAGUGUGCCGAAUCUGCCUCCUCCAUUGCCGCCUAAAACACGUUCCGCGGAUGGAGAGGGUAGCAGCACCUACUCCAGAGGUGGUUGGAGUCCAGCAUCUUCAUUUGGCGGCUCAACAGGCCGUAGACGAAGGAAGCGCAGGGCACCGCUCCCUCCGAGCUUCAUGAGGAAUGAGUUAAAGCAAGAUUACUCAUGCUCUCCCGAUUACAAGACUCAACUGGAAUCACCUGCCGCGGUGCCAAGAGAAUUUCGCCAAAGCGAUCGAAAUCCUUUUUACGAAGAAAUUGGGGAAAACAGGCCUAAGCUUCCAGUGGUGCAAGAGAACAAUGACCUAGAGAUCAUUGGAGGCAACCCAUUCUUAGAUUCACGGCCAGAGCCCAGUGGUUACGUUGGAGCAAAUCCGUUUUAUGAAGAUGUCCAACAGGUAAAAAGAAAUUCUUCGUUAUCUACUUCAAACACUAUCUUUAAAACAGAGCCUACUGAGGAUUCUUCCACUUGUACGACGAAUGACGGAAUACAUCCUGUACCCAAUAUUCAGCCAAAACAAAUCGCCUCACCCAUUCCAACUUCGGACGGUUGUGGAGGCAGAGAAGAGAUUCUAGCACAGAUCAAUCCUGUUGGUAACCAAUCCAACUCAGUUCCACAAAAUGGUCUCGAUUCAAAAGAAAUGGUCGGGGUGGUCGAAUCAGAGCUUCAUGACGUCGACUUGAAUUCUACUGAAGAUGACGCAGCUCAAAAUAUUAGCAUAGGUCAAAUUAGAGAAGAAAAUUCAAAGACGUCAAAAAACGAAGAACAGAAACAACUCAGCGGCUCUCAGGGUGUUGUUUCUGUUGAUUUGGUUACUGAGAGCACAGACUUGAGCAGUCAAGUCAAGCACAGUGGUUUAACAAGUUUCUCACCAGAACACAAGGAAUCCAAGAUGCUUAUUCGGAAGACUGAUGGAGGUGCUGUUGACUCCGAGCGUAUCUCAUCGACGGCCCCGGCGAGUACGAAGAAUCAGGUCUCAGAUGAGAGGGUUGGGGAUUCGCAAAUUGGAAAUGAGGGUUGUCUUCCUCUCGUGAGCAUCGAUGAAGUUCAGAAGAUUUCACAACUUCCAGCUCGUAAGAUCAAUCAAACGAAAGAGGGCAGACUGGAAUCUUUCAUCGAAAAUAUGAAUUCGGAACCAGCCAUUGUUUUUACAGUUGAAGCUCUUUCAAAAUCGACGCCCGGUGUUGUUACUGGGAAAUUGAAUGGAAACAAAGAUGAAACAAACCAAGAACAUGUCUUAGUUACUGACUACUGUCUUAAAGGUAUUGAUGAGGCUACCGAGAAAAAUGCCUCCCAAAACGCCAGGAAGACAAGUGCAAGCAAUUUAUCAAUCGGACUGAAGUCAAUCGACGACAUACCUUACAUCGACACAAAUGAUGUUUUGAGAUAUAAAUCGGAAGAGGAGUUUAACAAAACUAAAUUAUUAACGACUCUGCAGCGGAAUCAAGGCUCUUCAAAAUCAAACUUAAAAACUUCUGGCGAAUAUUUUGAGAAGUCGGAAAGCACCAAUUUGAACUAUCCUCCUCUACAUUCUCCACCUCCUCCACCACCUUCAACUUCUCCACCUGAAUCCGAUUACCCCGAGAGUGAGAGAGUUGUCCUCCCAUAUACGCGACUCGAUAAUGUGGCACUGGAUGUCCUCGAUCAGAAUCAUAACCCAAAUUCAACCGAAAAAAAUUCAAUAGAGAAUACGAAAUCCAGUGAGCAAUGUCCAGGGACAUCUAUGACACUCGACACAGUGGCACAAGAUUCACGUGAUUCAUCUAAGCAAUUAAAUUCGCAAGCCGAAAAUAUAGACGAGAAAGAGCAGAGUGGAUCAAGCGAAGAUCUUGAACUGCGAUCACCUAUCGUAUUUGGAAGUAUUAGAGACAAAGAAACCAAAGAAGUUGCCAUUUCAAGCGGCUACUACGAGAUACCGGAACACCCCGAGAAGCCUCCGCUUCUCCCUGCCAAACCCAACAACUUGCGCUGUGGAUCUUCUAUUCAGAUAGCUCCUGAAAUUCCUCCAAAACUUUCUAAAUUGGCCAUAAAUGCAAAUAUAGAAAAAUCUGCUAUCGAAGGAAAUAGUAAAAAAAUUUCGGACGUUUUUUCAACAAAUACGUUGGCUACAGUGGUCACACCUUCGCCGAAACGAACAGGAAAGGAACCAAGAAAGCUUCCAUACGUCGAUGGUAACACCAGUCCCAGUAAACCACCCCGGCGCCAGAAGUUUGCCACCCUCAGCUCGGCGGUGCCUCCUCGACCUCCAAAAAACUUCGACAAGAGCUCAUCGUUUACAAAGAUACAGAAAUCAAAAUCGAAUACUCUACCUGCCUCAUCUCGUAUCCCGAUUACGAGUGGAAGAAAACCUCACCACAAAUCUGGGCGAAAUUCAGCCGCUCCUUCUCUUUCCACUCCUGCGAGCCCAAAACCAACUGUAAAGCCCGUAAUUUCAGGACUCGGGCAAGAAGCUAAGUUCCGCAAGUCCUGGCCUUUUCUCCUUUGCGAGUGCCUGUAUACCCACGAUAGCCGAGACUCUCUAAGGAGCAAACCGCAUUUCUAGUUUUCACGUUGCACAAAUAUGAAAGAAGACCUUGGUGGUGAAUAAAAGGAUUUAGUAAAUAUUCCUUCAUAAAUUUAAAACGCAGAAUUCGCGGAACUGCAAGAUAGAUAACAAUAGAUUAUUUUACAAUAUGACUACAGAUGAAAUAGGCUAAUGAAUCAAUAUAUAAGCUGUUAGGCUGAUAGCUUCUCUGCAAAUGAAUCUAAAAAAAUUUUGGCAAUUCCCUACAUGCGUGAAGUAUUCCACUCUUUGAAAUACAUUAUUCAAAAGCUA
Messenger RNA from Hyalella azteca, 5573 nucleotides. RefSeq lists its product as uncharacterized. The record is from RefSeq and is a predicted model, not a curated record. The transcript is spliced from 7 exons. NCBI's taxonomy places the organism in Eukaryota, Metazoa, Arthropoda, Malacostraca, Amphipoda, Hyalellidae. Bases 126 to 5300 code for a protein of 1724 amino acids.